Guillardia theta CCMP2712 is the source of this 291-nucleotide messenger RNA. RefSeq lists its product as hypothetical. Bases 1 to 291 code for a protein of 96 amino acids. Lineage: Eukaryota; Cryptophyceae; Pyrenomonadales; Geminigeraceae. The record is from RefSeq and is a predicted model, not a curated record. The transcript has a single exon.
AUGGAGCGAGCUGGCGUCAAGACUGUCAUGGCCGUUGCAGUCAUGCAGCUCGUCCUGAGCGUCUCUCUGCUUAUCGCUCUUGCUCGUUUGGUCGUCGCGGCUGCCCUGUGGCUGCUGGAGGAGGAGGAGGAGGAGUUGGAGACGGAGUUGCUGAGGCAUGAAAGCAGUAUAGAAGCGUGGCGCAGGGGCCUGCUGGAAAGGAGGAGUGAAGUGGGAGGCUUUGAUAAGAAGAAGAUGCUACAGCCGCACUUCGGCCAGACGUUCAAGUUCAAACGGGUGGGGGUGAAGUGA